AUGGGCGUCACCUUCUCCGACCCCUGGGCAGACCUGGAAAGGACGCCCAACGGCUGGGGUGGAGCAAGGGGCCGUGGGAAAGGCAGGUUGCCCGCAUGCCCGGGCCAGGGGGCUAAGAGCCGAGGCAGUGGCGGCUGUAGGGGCCGCCCUGCCUUUGCUGGGCGCUGUGUGAUGUGGAGACGGGUGGCCAUGACUGAGGCUCUACCUAAGCUUAGGGAAGACUUCAGGAUGCAGAAUAAGUCUGUCUUUAUUCUGGGUGCCAGCGGGGAAACCGGCAAAGUGCUCUUAAAAGAAAUCUUGGAACAAAGCCUGUUUUCUAAAGUCACGCUCAUUGGCAGGAGGAAGCUCACCUUCGAGGAGGAAGCUUAUAAAAAUGUGAACCAAGAAGUGGUGGACUUUGAGAAGUUGGAUGACUAUGCGAAUGCCUUUCAAGGUCAUGAUGUUGGAUUCUGUUGCCUGGGUACCACCAGAAGAAAAGCUGGGGCGGAGGGAUUUGUUCGCGUUGACCGAGACUAUGUGCUGAAGUCUGCAGAGCUGGCAAAAGCUGGAGGGUGCCAGCAUUUCAACUUGCUGUCCUCUAAAGGAGCUGAUAAGUCAAGUAAUUUUUUGUACCUGCAAAUUAAGGGAGAAGUGGAAGCCAGGGUUGAAGAAUUAAAAUUCAAUCGUUACUCCGUUUUUAGACCUGGAGUUCUGUUAUGUGAUAGGGAAGAAUCUCGCCCUGGUGAAUGGUUGAUCAGGAAAUUCUUCGGCUCCUUACCAGAAUCCUGGGCCAGUGCCCACUCUGUGCCUGUGGUGACCGUGGUGAGGGCGAUGUUGAACAAUGCCGUGAGACCAAGCGACAAGAAGAUGGAACUGCUGGACAACAUGGACAUCUAUGCCCUGGGGAAAGCUGAUGACACUCUCAGGCCAUAA
Messenger RNA from Chrysochloris asiatica (Cape golden mole), 912 nucleotides. It is a transcript of the gene HTATIP2, whose product is annotated as HIV-1 Tat interactive protein 2, 30kDa. The transcript has 6 exons. Gene Ontology annotation, biological process: import into nucleus. Gene Ontology annotation, cellular component: cytoplasm. The coding region runs from base 1 to 912 and encodes 303 amino acids. The record is from RefSeq and is a predicted model, not a curated record. Lineage: Eukaryota; Metazoa; Chordata; Mammalia; Afrosoricida; Chrysochloridae.